Folsomia candida is the source of this 3040-nucleotide messenger RNA. RefSeq lists its product as uncharacterized. Lineage: Eukaryota; Metazoa; Arthropoda; Collembola; Entomobryomorpha; Isotomidae. Bases 1275 to 2882 code for a protein of 535 amino acids. The transcript is spliced from 2 exons. The record is from RefSeq and is a predicted model, not a curated record.
GAGAUGAUGCCUUUUGAAAUCGCAUUUUAAUGUUUUUUCCUUAAAAUGGGGUAAAUUGGAACACCGGGAAAUUUUCAACUGGUGAUUUUACCACAUUGCCUUGUUGUGGAUCCGUUGAGUUUCUCCUCCCUCUCCAACUUACUUAUCAAAAGUUUUCUGUUCUUAUCGAGGAUCCGCUCGACGGGAGACUUAUUGUAUUCUAGUUUUGGAUUAUUAUUUUAUCAGAAUUAUGUUAGGGCUAAGUAACUAUUUCUAGGUUAGGUUAGUUUGUAUACAUCACUUCACAAAAUGCCUACUAUAUCAAAGUUAAAAAUAAGCAGAAAAAAAAAUUCUCUAUGCCGUCUCAGAAACAUUGCCAGAAUAGAGGGAACAAUUUAUGAACGAGAAGUAAUUGAUAGAGAGAGGACAAUUGAACCACCUAGGGUAGAGCGGACAAUUGAACCACCUAGGUUAGAGCGGACAAUUGAACAGCCAAAUGUAGAGCGGACAAUUGAACCACCUAGGGUAGAGCGGACAAUUGAACAGCCAAAUGUAGAGCGGACAAUUGAACCACCUAGGUUAGAGCGGACAAUUGAACAGCCAAAUGUAGAGCGGACAAUUGAACCACCUAGGGUAGAGCGGACAAUUGAACAGCCAAAUGUAGAGCGGACAAUUGAACCACCUAGGGUAGAGCGGACAAUUGAACAGCCAAAUGUAGAGCGGACAAUUGAACCACCUAGGGUAGAGCGGACAAUUGAACAGCCAAAUGUAGAGCGGACAAUUGAACCACCUAGGUUAGAGCGGACAAUUGAACAGCCAAAUGUAGAGCGGACAAUUGAACCACCUAGGGUAGAGCGGACAAUUGAACAGCCAAAUGUAGAGCGGACAAUUGAACCACCUAGGGUAGAGCGGACAAUUGAACAGCCAAAUGUAGAGCGGACAAUUGAACCACCUAGGGUAGAGCGGACAAUUGAACAGCCAAAUGUUGAGCGGACAAUUGAGCCACCUAGGGUAGACACUUCCGGAAGGAGAAUUUUGUCGUUCAAGAGUCUGAUUGAUGGAAUUUAUGACAUAUCCUCUCAUUGCUCGAGCUGUCGAGUUGCAAAAAUUGGUCGCUAGAUUUGGAAAGGCGAAAAGGAUUAUCGACUGAAUGCAUUUUUAAAUGCGCCUGUGGGUGGGUUGCGGUUAUUAGUAGCGAUUCGGAUUGCAAUACUCUUCCAAUUAACGACAGUUUUGCGUGGGGGUGUGAAUGUUCUCCCGUUGGGUUUUCGGCUGCAACGUCGCUGCUAACAACUAUGGACUUGCCGUGUCCAGAUCCUAGGACAUUUAAAAAAGCAGAGGAAAGCUGCAAGGCCCUAAUGGAGGAAGCUUUCGUACAAGAGAUGAAGGAAAACCUCGCUCGAGAAAGGGAACUGGCUGUAGAAGCAAACAGCUUCGUUGUAGUCGAAGGAGUUAAGUAUGCUGCGAUAACAGUAUGUGUUGACGGGGGAUGGUCAAAACGAAGUUAUGGUCACACUUACACAGCUAAUUGUGGCAUUGGUGUAAUAAUAGGAAUGCAAACAAAAAAAAUAAUAUUUGCUGACACUCGAUGCAGUACUUGUAUUGUGUGCGAUAAAGGUAACAAUGAAAAUCGGGAUCACGAUUGUCCUAAAAAUUGGUCAGGUCCAGCUACAGCGAUGGAAUCAGAUAUUCUAACAAACGGGUUUGCACAAAGUCGACUACACGAAGUAGUUUUUACAAAAUUUAUUGGCGACGGAGAUUCCUCCUUCCAUGCAAAUGUCGAAGAUGUAUAUCCAGGAAUUAAAGUUAAAAAAAUUGAAUGUAAAAACCAUUUAUACAAAAAUUUAACAAAGAAAUGCACGGCACUGGCAAAAAACAAAAUCACAGGAAAAAAUGCUAAAAAUAUUUCCAUAGAAGAAAGACGCAAUUUUUGUAAGCACCUACACCGCAUUCCUAUAGCCAUUAAAAUGGCUGUAAAACAUUACAUUGAAAAUAAAACAAACGAUUCGUGGAAAUAUCUAAAACAUGAUAUCCUCAAUAUUCCAUUCCACAUUUUUGGACGUCAUAUCAAGUGCAAAUCGUACUUUUGCGAUACCAGUGACCCCUCUAAAGCAGUUGAAGCAGACAGAGUGGCAGAAAUGAUGACGUGUAGUUUCUGGGAACCGCUAAAUACAGCUCUAAGGAAAAUAUCUAACGAAAGCUACAGUUUGAUAGAAAACCAAACAAGCAAUGCUUCAGAGAGCUUUAUGUCCGUUGCUAACAAAUUCAUGGAAGGCAAAAGGAAAAACAUGGGCCAGAAGGGCCUUUACCGACAUAGGAUGCUAGCAGCUGUCUUCUCUUAUAACAACUGCUCAUUCUGGCCAGCCAAAGUGUAUACAACACUACUUACCAAACCUCCAUCCUUUUUUGCCGCAAGUCCUGACGGACUGCUGGAGGAGGAUGGUUUAUUAGAAGUGAAAUGUCCCCAUUCAAUUCGCGAUAAAGAUCCAAAAGACUGGCCUACAUAUUCGCCUAAAACCAGUUGCCUUGAAUACAAGGAUGGGAUACUCCGUUUGAAAUUGUCGAAUUCGUAUUAUUAUCAGGUUAUAAUGCAAAUUUACGUUACAAGGCGCCAGUGGUGUGAUUUCUUUGUUUGGACGCCAGUGGGGUAUCAUUUAGAAAAAAUUUAUCGUACUGAUGACACUGAUCAGCUCUGGGAGGUGAUGAAAAUUAAUAUGGAAUAUUUUUGGGAAAAUGACCUUGCACCUGAGCUGGUUGAUUCAAGGUUUGACCGAGGAUACACUGAGUAUAGAUGCCCAGAAUCUAGAAAAGAUGCAGUCGCUAAAAAAGCUAAUAAAAAAACCCUCGCAAGGAAACGUAACCACACAGGUCAAACAAUAAAUAAUCUGGAUAUGCAAAAAUAAAAAUUUUAUUCACUAAAUUUGGUUUGUUAUUACUAAUGUAUUAUGCUUAUUAUUGUAAUAAAAUAAUUAAAUUUAGUAAAUUUGUCCAUUAUAUUCUUUAUCCUGUAUCCUAGCAUACAUCCAGAUGUAAAUAAACUUAUACAACGGAAAAAAAGUAU